AUGAAAGACAUUUUCACAGCAGGGCCAUUGCCAUUUGUUUCUAAAGAGUUUGUGGUCAAGUUGGGUGACUGGGAUGGUCGUGAUGGGUCUUCUGGUUCCAAAAUGUAUUUUCGAAUGAGAGUGUCAAUUACCCCUGAAGUUUCAAAAAGGACCAACAGAGACGUGAUUAAACAACUUGUUCAGUUGUACAAAGUUUCCCACUUGGGAAACAGAACCCUAGCUUAUGAUGGUAUGAAAGGCAUUUUCACAGCAAGGCCAUUGCCAUUUGUCUCUAAAGAGUUUGUGGUCAAGUUGGGUGAGAGGGAUGGUCGUGAUGGGUCUUCUGGUUCCAAAAGUGCUUGGGUGUCAAUUACCCCUGAAGUUUCAAAAAGGACCAACAGAGACGUGAUUGAACCACUUGUUCAGCUGUACAAAGUUUCCCACUUGGGAAACAGAACCCUAGCUUAUGAUGGUAUGAAAGGCAUUUUCACAGCAGGGCCAUUGCCAUUUGUCUCUAAAGAGUUUGUGGUCAAGUUGGGUGAAAUGGAUGGUCGUGAUGGGUCUUCUGGUUCCAAAAGUUGCAUGUUCUCUGAAUAUUUUUAUGUUUAA
This is a messenger RNA of Prunus armeniaca (apricot), 588 nucleotides long. The record is from the annotation of a GenBank genome assembly. NCBI's taxonomy places the organism in Eukaryota, Viridiplantae, Streptophyta, Magnoliopsida, Rosales, Rosaceae.